Molecule: messenger RNA, 924 nt
Organism: Equus quagga
Lineage: Eukaryota; Metazoa; Chordata; Mammalia; Perissodactyla; Equidae
Product: putative taste receptor type 2 member 33
Exons: 2
Coding region: 1-924 (307 amino acids)
Biological process (GO): G protein-coupled receptor signaling pathway; detection of chemical stimulus involved in sensory perception of bitter taste; sensory perception of taste
Cellular component (GO): membrane
Molecular function (GO): G protein-coupled receptor activity; bitter taste receptor activity
Source: RefSeq, a predicted model, not a curated record
AUGAUAACUUUACUACCAAGCAUUUUUUCUGUCCUAAUAACGACAGAAUUUGUUCUGGGAAAUUUCGCCAAUGGCUUCAUAGCACUGGUGAACUGCAUUGACUGGGUCAUGAGACAAAAGAUGUCCUCAGCUGAUCAAAUUCUCACAGCUCUGGCGGUCUCCAGAAUUGGUUUGCUCUGGCCCCUGCUCUGGGUAAUCUUAAUAAAUUGGUAUAUGACUGUGCUUCCUUCAGUUUUUCAUAGUUUAGAAGUAAGAAUUAUUGUUUUUAUUGCCUGGACAGUAAGCAACCAUCUUAACAUCUGGCUUGCUACUAGCCUCAGCAUAUUUUUUUACUUGCUAAAGAUAGCUAAUUUCUCUAGCCUUAUAUUUCUUUACCUAAAGUGGAGAGUUAAAAGUGUACAUCUCGUAAUACUGUUGGGCGCUUCGGUCUUUUGGGUUUCUCAUCUUGCAGUGCUAUGGGUAAAUAAUAAUGUGCAGACUAAUGAAUUUGAAGGAAACAUCACUCAGAAGACCAAAUUGAGGGAUAUUGUAGCUCUUUCGAAUUUGACUCUAUUCACGCUAGUAAACUUCAUACACUUUUCUAUGUCUCUGACAUGUUUUCUGCUGUUAAUCAUUUCCCUGUGGAAACAUCUCAAGAAGAUUCAGCUUAAUGGCAAAGGAUCCCAUGAUCCCAGCACCAAGGUCCACAUAAGAGCCAUGCAAACUGUGGUCUCCUUUCUCUUGCUAUAUGCUGUUUACUUCUUGGCUCUAGUUAUCUUAGUUUGGAGUUCUAAUAGGCUGGAGAGUCAACUGCUUGUCAUGCUUUGCCGGGCUUUUGAAAUACUCUAUCCUUCAAGCCAUUCAUUUAUUCUGAUUUGGGGAAACAAGAAGCUAAGACAGGCCUUGCAAAAUAUACGAAAUAUUAUAAGAUUACCAUACUAUUAA